Emiliania huxleyi CCMP1516 is the source of this 267-nucleotide messenger RNA. RefSeq lists its product as hypothetical. The record is from RefSeq and is a predicted model, not a curated record. Gene Ontology annotation, cellular component: cytoplasm. The annotation marks the transcript as partial. Gene Ontology annotation, molecular function: protein-disulfide reductase activity; oxidoreductase activity, acting on a sulfur group of donors, disulfide as acceptor. The transcript is spliced from 2 exons. Lineage: Eukaryota; Haptophyta; Isochrysidales; Noelaerhabdaceae.
GUCGACGUGUACGCGACGUGGUGCGGGCCGUGUAAGCUCAUCGCUCCGAUGCUCUCCCGCAUCGCUCAGCGCCUCGGCUGCGAGGCGCGGGUCUGCAAGCUCGACUCAGACGCGGAGCCCGACCUGUCCUCGGAGCUGCGCGUCGCCGGCCUGCCGACGCUGCUCUUCUUCGCCGAGGGGAGGGAGGUGCACCGGCUCGAGGGCGUGCCAGGCAACGAGGAUGCGCUGGCCGCGAUCGUGCGCGAGCACUUGGGCGUCGAGGUGUGA